This is a messenger RNA of Panicum hallii, 765 nucleotides long. Its product is annotated as B3 domain-containing protein Os02g0764100-like. NCBI's taxonomy places the organism in Eukaryota, Viridiplantae, Streptophyta, Magnoliopsida, Poales, Poaceae. The record is from RefSeq and is a predicted model, not a curated record. The transcript has a single exon. Bases 1 to 765 code for a protein of 254 amino acids. Gene Ontology annotation, molecular function: DNA binding; DNA-binding transcription factor activity.
AUGGAGCCCGGCACAAAAAUCACCUUCGCCGGCAUAGACCGUGUCGACGAGGUGGCCGCGCUGGAGCAGCUUCCACCAUCGCCUCCGUCUUGGCGGUUAUGGGGCGUGGCGCCGCAGCCCAAUGUCCCCCAUGUCUACGGCGGCGGACAAGCCGUCACCACCUUCACAGCAGAGCACGCGACCAAAGGCGAGCUCGCGUUCCCGGGGGCGGCGCACUCCACCGUGUCCGAGACCGCCGACAUGUUACGGCUGCAAGUGUCCACCGGCGACGAGGCACGGCUGAGCCCGUGGCAGGGCGGGCGCGUGCGGCAGCCGGCGCCGCCGUGCGCCCAGGAACAUCUGUUCCACAAGGCCCUGACGCCGAGCGACGUCGGCAAUCUCAACCGCCUCAUCGUGCCGAAGCAGCACGCCGAGAAGCACUUGUUCGUCAAGCGCAACCCGUUGAUGGCCGCCGGCAUGGGCGUGCUCCUUGACGUCAAGGACGGCGAGGGGAAGACGUGGCGGUUCCGGUACUCGUACUGCUGGAGCAGCCGGAUCUACAUCCUCACCAAGGGCUGGAAGUGCUUCGUCCGGGAGAAGGGCCUCCAGGCCGGGGACACGGUGGCGUUCUCCCGGUCGGCGAUCGGGCCGUACAAGCAGAUGCACAUAGGCUACUGGAAGAAGCAGGAGGAUGUCACGGCCGACGCCAUCGUCGUCGAUUCCCCUGCCGUUAUGCUGUUUGGCGUUGACAUUGCCAGAAGAGGAAGUCCAGAGCUACGUAGCUAG